AGUCACACUAAUGUCGAAACACCAAACAAAAUCGGGCAUGUCGCGGAAAUGUGUGAAUUAAAUAAACGAACGCGAGCGUGCAUAGCGUGCUGCUACAACAAUUCGAUGCUGAGCUGAGCGUUGUGCUAAUCGGUCAGCCUUAUCAACAAAGAGUCACCGCGGGGAUCAAAGGCGCAACGACCGUGGAAAUUUCGAUUUUUGCCUGCGACGCUGCUGAUUUUCUGAGGCAAAAUUUAGCCCAAUUACCGCGCAAUGUUCGAAAAAUAAUUACAAUAUUCGUUAAGGUUUGUGCGCGAUUGAAUGAUUAUAAAUAAGUUUUGUUUAUUUCCGUGUGGUACGCGGCAGCAGCUCUACGGCAGAGGUAGAGGCAGCAGCGCGGCAGGCGAUUGAUUGCCAAUUUUUCGUUUUGUUUCUCUCUCUCUGGCACGUUUCAUUCACCAGAACGUUUGUGUGUUUGUGCGUGUGUGGGUGACGUAAACAAAUGCAAAAAGCGAAAAAGUGUGUGCAAGAAUUCGAAAAAUGCGCUUGUCGAUUCCCGUGCCAAAUAGCAACAAAAACAACAAAAGCAGCAGCAGCAACAAACAACCGUAAUUCCAGUGUUUGGUAGCAGCAGCGGAAGCAGCGCAAUUGACAUAACUCUUUAUUUUUGUGCUUUGUGUUCUCUGCGACUCUGUUUUGUGCCUCACAUUCGUUGCAUUUACCAGCUGUGCGAAUCUGCAGUGGUAGUGGUGCGCCUGCUCCCGUACAUGUGUGUGCGCGCAACACGUUUGUGUCUGUGCUGCUGCAUGCGUAGGCGAGAGAGCCCAUAGUAGCAUAGAGAGGAGUUGUUCUGCUGCGUAAGCGAAGCGAAGCCGGCGUCGCCGUCGCCGUCGCCGUCGACAGCGUCCGUGCGUCACAGAUGCGACAGAUAAGACGGACUGGAAGCGAGACUGUGGAACCAGUCAAUGUCUGAUUGUGUGUGAAAACUAGAACGGGGUCUCUCUCCCUCUAUGACUGAUAAUGCUGCCACUCGACAAGAAGAGCUGCCACUCCAUGCCAUAUGCCACACAAUGGCCAUGCCACAAAAUGAGUAUCUGAAAAUUUGGAAACAUAUCAAAUGGCGAAAAAGUGAAAAGUAACCGAUGCGAACAAUACAGACACAACACAGAUGUAACAGGAUAUACAACGGCAGGAAAAACAACAGAGAGAGAGAGAGAGAUUGAAAUUUAUACACGCAUGGGAAAAUACAAAAGUUUGAGUGGAGAAAAGAGCUAAGUUAAGCCAAGAAGAAGCCAGUGCCAUAAACGAGAACUUAUAUUUUGAUAAUUAUUAAACAGAAAGACAGAAAGACAUGCAUACAUAUCCCUGAAGCAAGGAAACGCUGCCAAUUAUAAGCGAGAGCGAGAGAGAAAGUCAAACAUAGAUUGAGAUACAUUUACUCGUAGAUAGAACCACCGAUUGACAACAGCAGCAGCAGCAGCAGCAGCUGGACAAAAGCUAUAGAAAAGCUUUAUUACCCAGCAACAAUAUGACAAUAUCAUCUGGAGAGACAACAGCAAGAGGUGCAACCACGAAUAUACAUCAUGCAACAAAUCGCAACAAAUAUGAAAAACUCAUUACGAAGCCACAGAUGCAGAGGCAGGAUGCGAAUGCGGAAACGGAAGCCAAUGAAAGUGCCUGUGCGGAUGGCAAUUUCAAUAAGCAUUUUGGCAAUGGUCACGGAACUGGAACUACCACAGAUCGCACAAUGCUAUUGCCUUUGGAGGAUACAAAUGCCUCCAGCAUUGUCACGUACAAGCUGAAAUCGAAUGCGAAUGGCAACGGCAAUGGCCACAUCAACAGUGGCAACAACAGCAGCAGCAGCAGCAGCAGCAGCAACUCGUGCACCUCAUCAUCAACGUCAAUUGGUAUCGCCGGCAGCAGCAGCGGCAACGGCAACGGCCAUCAGGGGCCAGGCAGUGGAUCCUAUUCUAUGGGAUGGAUGUGCCAUUGUUGUAAUUUAAUUGCACGUCGUUGCAUUGGCUUCAAUGUGCGACGAUGUGUUUUUGCCCUGUUUGCCAUCACGAUGGUUAGCAUUUUCUACUACACGCAUUAUGUCGAUACGGGCGUAUUUAAUGGCCUCAUUCAGCGGGACACACAUCCGGCGCCCAUCAUCCACUGUCGGAUGAUCAAUGCGGCGGGUAAACAUGUCAGAGAUGCCUCCCCAGCGCCCGAUCAUCGCUCCGAGGCGCGUCUACGCAUCGAUCCCAAGGUUCUGGUGUUUGUGGAGACCACAUACUCGGGACUGGGCCGGGAUAUUGCGGAGCUGCUGGUCUACAAUCGGAUCAAAUACAAAAUCGAAGUGGCUGGCAAGAGUCUCCCGGUGCUCACAAAUCUCGACAAGGGACGCUAUGGCGUGAUUGUGUUUGAGAAUCUGGACAAGUACCUCAACAUGGACAAGUGGAAUCGGGAGCUGCUCGACAAGUACUGUCGCGAGUAUGCCGUUGGCAUUGUGGGCUUUCUGAGUCCCAGCGAAGAGACUUUGGUGGGGGCACAGCUGCGGGACUUUCCACUGUUUGUCAACACGAACCUGCGGCUUCGUGAUGCAAGCUUGAAUCCCGGAUCCUCUGUGCUCCGGCUGACGCGUGCGGGGGAGACCGCAUGGGGAGCACUGCCCGGCGAUGAUUGGGCGGUGUUUCAGCAUAAUCACAGUACCUACGAGCCCGUGGAGUGGGCACAGCGGAAUACGAACGAGUAUCCGGCGGAUAGUGUGGGGCAGGUGCAGCUGCCACUGACGACAGUGCUGCAGGAUCGCGGGCACUUGGACGGCAUCCAGCGGGUGCUCUUUGGUAGCAGCCUGCGCUUUUGGCUGCACCGCUUGGUGUUCCUCGACGCGCUCAGCUACUUGAGUCACGGACAGCUGAGCCUCAACCUGGAGCGAAUGAUUCUCGUGGACAUUGACGACAUCUUUGUGGGCGAGAAGGGCACGCGCCUGCGGCCCGACGAUGUGCGUGCUCUGGUGGCCACGCAAAAGAACAUUGCAGCCAUGGUGCCGGGAUUCAAGUUCAAUCUUGGGUUCUCGGGGAAGUACUACCACCAUGGGACGCGGGAGGAGAAUCUCGGCGAUGAUUUCCUGCUGCAGAAUGUCCAGGAAUUCAAUUGGUUCUCGCACAUGUGGAAGCACCAGCAGCCGCAUCUCUACGACAAUCUCACGCUCCUCAUGGCCGAGAUGCACCUGAACUACGCCUUUGCCAUGGACCACAAUAUACCCACCGAUUCGGGAUACUCCAUCUCGCCGCAUCACUCUGGCGUCUAUCCCGCCCACGAGCUGCUCUACGUGGCCUGGAAGAAGGUGUGGAACGUGAAGGUCACCUCCACCGAGGAGUAUCCGCACCUGCGGCCAGCGAGACUGCGCCGUGGGUUCAUCCACAGGAACAUAAUGGUGCUGCCGCGGCAGACUUGUGGCCUGUUCACCCACACGAUGUACAUCGAUCGGUAUCCCGGUGGCAGGGACAAGCUGGACGAGUCGAUACAGGGCGGCGAGCUCUUCCAGACGAUCGUCUACAAUCCGAUCAACAUCUUCAUGACGCACAUGUCGAACUAUGGCUCGGAUCGGCUCGCUCUCUACACAUUCCAGUCGGUGAUCAAGUUCCUGCAGUGCUGGACGAACCUGAAGCUGGCCUCGGCGCCGCCCAUUCAGCUGGCGGAGAUGUACUUCCAGCUGCACCCCGAGGAGGUGGAUCCCGUGUGGGGCAAUCCCUGCGACGAUGCGCGACACAAGAAGAUCUGGUCCAAGACCAAGAACUGUGACUCGCUGCCCAAGUUCCUGGUCAUUGGACCCCAGAAGACGGGCACCACCGCCCUCUACACAUUCCUCUCGAUGCACGGCAGCAUCGCGAGCAACAUUGCCUCCCCCGACACCUUCGAGGAGGUGCAGUUCUUCAAUGGCAACAACUACUAUCGCGGCCUGGACUGGUACAUGGACUUCUUUCCCUCGGGCGAGACAGUGGCCAUGCCCAACAACAGCUCCCCGAUGCCCACGCAGCUGGGCAGCCCGCGCUACAUGUUCGAGAAGAGUGCCACGUACUUUGACGGCGAGGCAGUGCCCAAGCGGACGCAUGCCCUGCUGCCACAUGCCAAGAUUGUGACGAUCCUGAUAUCGCCAGCGAAGAGGGCGUACUCCUGGUACCAGCACCAGCGGGCACAUGGCGAUGUGAUAGCCAAUAAUUAUAGUUUCUAUCAGGUCAUAACGGCAAGUGACUCGGCACCGAGAGCCCUCAAGGAUCUGAGGAAUCGUUGCCUCAAUCCGGGGAAAUACGCCCAGCACUUGGAGCACUGGCUGGCCUUCUACCCCGCCCAGCAGGUGCACAUCAUAGAUGGGGACCAGCUCCGCCUGAAUCCCAUCGAUGUGAUGAACGAGCUGCAGCGCUUCCUCAAAGUCCAGCCGCUGCUCGAUUAUUCAAAUCAUCUGCGCUACGACGUGAAGAAGGGCUUCUAUUGCCAGGCGCUCAACGAGAAGCGCAAUAAAUGCCUCGGCAAAUCGAAGGGACGCCAGUAUCCGACGAUGGAUGAGCGCAGCGGCAAGCUGUUGCAGCGAUACUAUCUGAAUCACAAUACGGCGCUGGUGAAGCUGCUGAAGAAGCUCGGCUCUCGGCCCAUUCCUCAGUGGCUCAAGGAGGACCUGUCGACGGGCACGUGAUAGCAGCUGUUUGGCGGAGGAGGAGGAGGAGCAGGAGGAUACGGUGGCAGCGGCGCAGGAGGCAUAAAGUAUCGCAAAAUGCGGGCAAAACUCAGGAAACAGUUGCAUUGGUUGCACCUGGCAGUGGCGGCGGAGGCGGAGGCAGUGGCGGCGCCAAAGGAGAGCACCAGCCACGAGGACAGCGCCGCCAGUUGGCAGCAGCGACGUCGACGCCACAACUGAUGGCAGACGCAAAAAGAAAAACAAAAAUGGGAAAGCGAAGGGGAAGGGGAAGGGGAAAGGGAAAGCCACCAUAAAAUAUAAGAUGAAAAAAGUUACAUAAUUAGUUAGUCGGCGCUUUUAAAAUGCAUAAAUCUUUUUGUUUGUUGCUAUUGCAGCUAAUUAAUGUCACUGCUGCAGUUGUCAGUGGAAAGUUUGUACGAUAUGUACACACACAAACAUAGGUAUAUAAAUACAGUUAUUUAGCGUGAAUGUGUGCGGGUGUGAGUGUGCAAAUCUGUGUGUAAAUAUGACCCGAGUGCGUGCAUUAUAAAUUAUCAUAAAGAACGUUCGUGGCAUCAUGAAUACAAAUAAUGCAUAAAUGCGCUUUGUUAGUUGUUUAAUGUUUAAUGUAAAUCAUUAUUCUUAAUAUUAUUAUUAGUUGCUAAUAGCAACUAAUUAAGUUUUAUAGUCGUGUAUGUGUGUAUAUCGUGUAUAUUUUAUGAUUUCUGUAAUUUGUUGUUACCUCAGAGACUCCACACACACACACACACACACAUGCAGACAGACAGCUUGAAUGCAUCCUAAAGACUCAAAUCAAAAGCACCUUUUACUUCAAUACGCUAUCCAUGGACACUCUCUACUCUCUAUUCGACUCUACACUUAGCUGUAACUGUAAAAGCCAUGCCAAAACUGUGACGGGAUCCUUUGCCCCAAAGGGAGCCAACGAGUGCUACAAACACCCUACCAACCACAUACUUAUCUACAUUUAGGAUCUAGUAGUUGUUAGAGAUAAGGAUAAGGCUGCUCUAACCCAUAAGUGUAGUUGUAAAAUGUUUUAAGCCUAAGCUACUCACUCACUCCAUGCAAAGCAACGCCAUGCAUGCCACGCUUGCACCAUGCAGCAGCAGCAUGAAAUGUGCGAGUAAAACUGUAAAGCUCUAGUUGGAUAAGCAAGCUCCAUAAGUACCCUAAGCACUAAGCAAAGCUCUAUUGUAUAGUUGGAUAUAUGCUUAUCUAGUGUACAUGAGAACUAGUUCAAGUUUAGAUUGGUAAUGCGACAAUAAUAAAACGCCGAACAUUAUUGCAAGUGUAAAAUGGAAAA
Molecule: messenger RNA, 5960 nt
Organism: Drosophila guanche
Lineage: Eukaryota; Metazoa; Arthropoda; Insecta; Diptera; Drosophilidae
Gene: sfl
Product: bifunctional heparan sulfate N-deacetylase/N-sulfotransferase
Exons: 6
Coding region: 1508-4657 (1049 amino acids)
Cellular component (GO): Golgi apparatus
Molecular function (GO): heparan sulfate N-sulfotransferase activity; deacetylase activity
Source: RefSeq, a predicted model, not a curated record